AUGGUGCCGUCCCUGGAACUACAUACUGGUUACGGUAUCUAUGAACAACUGAUCCGAGGUCCGGAAAUGGACGACCCAAAAAAGCGGAGGAAAGGGGUGAAGUACGGUGGAAAAACGGUCUCCAGUCCACCGAUGACAAACCUUUCUGUGUUGUCGUUGGAACACAAACCACUGAAAGUUCAUACUUUCAUCAAAUUCAGCCAACUCAAGGCGUUCUUGACGAUAAAUUUCUGUAAAAUGGCGUCAAACCGAAGGCUAUAA
Haemonchus placei is the source of this 261-nucleotide messenger RNA. The record is from the annotation of a GenBank genome assembly. NCBI's taxonomy places the organism in Eukaryota, Metazoa, Nematoda, Chromadorea, Rhabditida, Trichostrongylidae.